Messenger RNA from Ficedula albicollis (Collared flycatcher), 2237 nucleotides. It is a transcript of the gene CDKL1, whose product is annotated as cyclin dependent kinase like 1. NCBI's taxonomy places the organism in Eukaryota, Metazoa, Chordata, Aves, Passeriformes, Muscicapidae. The record is from RefSeq and is a predicted model, not a curated record. The transcript has 9 exons. The coding region runs from base 5 to 1063 and encodes 352 amino acids. Gene Ontology annotation, cellular component: nucleus. Gene Ontology annotation, molecular function: cyclin-dependent protein serine/threonine kinase activity; ATP binding. Gene Ontology annotation, biological process: protein phosphorylation.
GGCCAUGGAGCGCUACGAGAAGCUGGGCAAGCUCGGGGAGGGCUCCUACGGCGUCGUCUUCAAGUGCCGCAACAAGGACACGGGGCAGAUUGUGGCCAUCAAGAAGUUCCUGGAGUCCGAGGAGGACCCGGUGAUUCGGAAGAUCGCCCUGAGGGAGAUCCGCAUGCUCAAGCAACUCAAGCACCCCAACCUGGUGAAGCUGCUGGAGGUGUUCCGGAGGAAGCGGCGCCUGCACCUGGUGUUCGAGUACUGCGAGCACACGGUGCUGCACGAGCUGGGCAAGCACCCCCGCGGGGUGCCAGAGUACCUGGUGAAGAGCAUAACCUGGCAGACCCUGCAGGCUGUGAACUUCUGCCAUAAACACAAUUGCAUCCACCGGGAUGUAAAGCCAGAGAACAUCCUGAUAACAAAGCACUCAGUCAUCAAACUCUGUGACUUUGGAUUUGCCCGAAUCCUGACCGGUCCCAGUGACUACUACACCGACUACGUGGCCACCAGGUGGUACCGCUGCCCCGAGCUGCUGGUGGGGGACACGCAGUACGGCCCCCCCGUGGACGUGUGGGCCAUCGGCUGCGUGUUCGCCGAGCUGCUCUCGGGGGCGCCGCUGUGGCCGGGCAGGUCGGACGCGGACCAGCUGUACCUGAUCCGCAGGACCCUGGGGGAUCUCAUUCCCAGGCACCAGCAAGUACUCAGCACCAACCAGUUCUUCAGUGGGGUAAGAAUUCCAGACCCAGAGAGCAUGGAGCCACUGGAAAUGAAAUUCCCCAAUAUUUCAUACUCUGCACUGGCUCUCAUGAAGGGCUGCCUUCGGAUGGACCCAGCAGAGAGGCAGAGCUGUGAGCAGCUGCUGCAGCACCCCUAUUUUGACAGCUUUAGGGAGGCAGCAGAGCUGGGCAGAGAUCAUGGGAGGAGCCCUCGGAAACCAGCCCGGCUGACUCGGAAACACCUGCCCGGGUUACAGCACCUGCCUCAGCUGACCUGCAGCAACGUUCUCCCAGCUUUGGACAGCAAGAAGAACUGCUGCAUGACAAGGAAAUCAAAGUACCACUUCCCAAACAUCUGACCAGGUGGCAAAUCAAAACUCAGUAGCUGGAAGUCAUCCAGGAUUCCUAAAUGGAGGAUACAGAGGGAAAAACUAAAUUACUACAAGUUAUGGCAUGUACAGAGUAGUGUCCUCUCCUCUGGGUCAUUGAUGGAGAGGAAGUGAUGCAGAAACAGCUCCAAGCUCAUCUUAGUGUUCUGUGUAGAAAGGCAAAUACAUUUUUAAUUCCUGAUUGCCUCCUGGUUCAGGAUUACCCCAAGCCAGUGCUUACAGUAAGAAAUUUAAAACUCUGCCUGUCUGUCCCCUGCAUUUCAGACUUGGCAGGAGAACUCAACCUUGCCAAAUACAGAGUCCCUCCUGCUUUAGCCUGCCCAAGUCCCUGCUGUGUGAGGAGCUGUGUGAAGGGGUGAAGAUGUGUUGGUGCAGCCCAGGCUGAGGGGCUGCCUGGCUGCUCUCACUGCUGCCCUUACAGAGCUCAGAAGUUUCAAAGUGCUGCUGGUGACUUCACAGCUCAGCAGGCACCAAGCCUAGAACAGAGCUGUUCCCUGCUGUUCCUUUAGUCUUUCCAGAGCUCCUGCAACUUUCAUCCUUGAAUUCUGCUUCUGACAAGAGUGAGGAUACUUGCUUGUAGUUACAAAAAUGUUUUUAUCAAAACUAAUCAUGAAUGUAAUUUACAACAUUUCCCAGACACAGGCAGGAAUUCUACCCAAGUGUUUGUAUUAGAACGACUGGGGUUUGUGGAAUCUCAGAGCAUAAUAUUGUGUUGAUUUUGAAUAAAAGAAAUGUAGUUUCUUUUUCCAAUUUACUGGAGGUAUUUUACCAUAUAAAGCUUUACUACUAGGCAAGAACAUUCUCUUUUUACUGACACUUGAGCAAAAAUGUUUUGCCAGUACAUUGUGUAGAAGCCCUUUCAGCGGGACAGAGGCCAUGUCCUGUGUGCCUUCUGUUUCCUUACACAUGGAAAACCAUCUGUGCAUCUCACUGCCUUCUGCCCUUCCCUACCCCAAAACCAGGGAUUUGACUGAAAAUGCUCUGUUCUCCCCCAGGAUGAGCCAUUCCCUCUCUGCUGGCACUGCUGAGGCCCCACCUCCAAUCCUGGGGGCAGUUCUGAGUCUCUCACAAAAAAGGGAUUGAGGGGCUGGAGCGUGUCCAGGGAAGGGAACAGAGCUGGGAAGGGGCUGGAGAAUUCCUGAGG